UCAAUUCCUACCCCACCAAAAAGCAGCUGCGAGUUUGAUCAAUAUAAUCUCUCGUACUUUCAGAAACCAAAAGCUAAGCGUUAUGGGCUCAAUGAAUGGUUCAAAAACUGAUGAGUACGUAAGGCUGUUAGGAGCAUGGCCUAGCCCUUUCGUGCUGAGGACUAGGAUCGCACUUAACCUAAAGCGUGUAGCGUACGAGUAUCUCGAAGAAGAAGAUACUUUGAAUUCGGAGAGCGUGUUGAACUAUAACCCCGUCCAUAAACAGAUCCCUAUCCUCAUCCAUGGUAAUAAACCAAUCCGUGAAUCUCUCAACAUCGUCAUGUAUGUUGAUGAAACUUGGCUCUCCGGUCCUCCCAUCCUUCCUUCUGAUCCCUUUGAUCGUGCCGUAGCUCGCUUUUGGGACGUUUACAUCGAUGAACACUGUUUUACAUCAAUCAAUGGAGUGGCAAUAGCAAAAGACGAGGAUGAAAGAAAGGCGGCGAUAGCAAAGCUAGAGCAAUGUAUGGCUCUAUUGGAAGAAACAUUUCAAGAAUGCAGCAAAGGAAGAGGUUUCUUUGGAGGAGAAAACAUUGGAUUCAUUGAUAUCGGUUUUGGAUCAAUGUUGGGUCCUCUCAAGGUUCUAGAGAAAUUUACUGGGGUCAAGUUCAUACAUCCAGAGAACACACCAGGUCUUUUCCAUUGGGCAGACAGAUUCUACGCCCAUGAAGCAGUCAAGCCUGUCAUGCCUGAUAUUGAAAAGCUGGUCGAGUUCGCUAGGCUUAAGUUCAAUACUUCAAUCUUUAAAUGAAGAAAAAUUAAGAGGAAGACCAAAGGUUUUAAAAAUAAAAUAUAGACGACGAACAAGUUACCAUAUGUAUCGAAUAAUCGAGAUCGAGGAAUAAGAUGAUAGACUCGAUUAAUUAAAAGGCACAGUCAAAAAAGUUCUUUGUUGAUUUGUAUUUUUUUUUUCUGUUGAACUUUUGCACUAUGACGUAUAAAUGCGGAAACGUAAAUACAUUUUAUAUCUAAAACUAAA
Messenger RNA from Eruca vesicaria subsp. sativa (arugula), 1015 nucleotides. NCBI's taxonomy places the organism in Eukaryota, Viridiplantae, Streptophyta, Magnoliopsida, Brassicales, Brassicaceae. The record is from the annotation of a GenBank genome assembly.